UUCUGACAGAAGGGUGGUGUCUUAGGCAUCCUUCAAUUAGACAGGAGUAGCUAAAGGCUGUGUAUGUGUGUCUGUGUGUGUGCAUAAGAAAAGAAAUAGGAGGGUAUGUGUGUGUAAGAAAGAGCAUCUUGGCUGGGCGCGGUGGCUCACGCCUGUAAUCUCAGCACUUUGGGAUGCCAAGGCUGGUGGAUUGCCUGAGCUCAGGAGUUCAAGACCAUACGGGGCAACAUGGUGAAACCCCGUCUCUACCAAAAAUACAAAAAAUUAGCCGGGCAUGGUGGUGCGUGCCUGUAGUUUCAGCUACUCGGGAGGCUGAGGCAUGAGAAUGGCUUGAGCCCUGGAGGCAGAGGUUGAAGUGCGCCGAGAUCACACCACAGCACUCCAGCCUGGGCUACCGAGUGACACUCCGUCUCAAAAAAAAAAAAAAAAAAAAUCUUUGCUGCCACUAAUCCACUGUCUUUGCACUCACCCUCUGCCAUGCCCAUCCUUGUCCCCCUCCCCACUCACAGACAUGUCCAACAACAGCCCCGAGUAUGCUUUGGUUUUCACGAUCUCGGGUGCUAUGGCCACCAUGGUCUCCAGUGGCCUGGGUGCUGCCUGUGGCAUGGCCAGGAAUGGCACCGGCAUCGUAGCCAUGUCAGUCAUGUGGCCAGAGCUGAUCAUGAAGUCCAUCAUCCCAGUGGUCAUGGCUGGUAUCAUCACCAUCUAUGGCCCAGUGGCGGCUGUCCCCCCUGCCAACUCCCUGGAUUAUGAGAACAGUCUCUAUAGCAGUUUCCUCCAGCUGGGGGCUGGCCCGAGUGGCCUGGCAGCCGGCUUUGCCAUCGUCAUCGUGGGGGACACUGGCAAGUGUGGCACUGCCCAGCAGCCCUGACUAUUUGUAGGCAUGAUACUGAUCCUCAUCUUUGCCAAGGUGCUCAUCCUCUCCACAAAGCAGCCCCUCUCAAAACCCACCAGUCACAGAAUAUGGUGUAAAGACCACCCCUCCUCAUUCCGGAACAAACAGCCCGACACGCAUGUGCCGGGCCGCUGGCCCUCAGUAGUUGGUCUUCCAAGUGUACAGUGUCCUUGUGUUCAUCGUCUGUUGGCCAGGCCUUCCCCCUCCCGCCCCAUGCUGUGGGCAUCUGAACCUACUCAUCACCCAUCCAGGUCCCCGACCAGUGAGGACUCAGGCCCCUGGAUGCCCCACCUGUCUUCCUUGAGUGCUCUAUGUAUAAGGAUGAAUUAGAGCUGUCAUUUUCUCUUCACUGGAUAUUUAUAAGGAUUUGGCCUGUCCAUAUCCCUGUGGAGCAGCCCUCGUCUCCCACCUAUCUGUCACGUCAUGGAGGUUCCCAUUGCGGAGCCUCCUUGGAUGGAACCACCCUCUCCAGCCCGUGCUGCCAGGCCCUGUGCGGCAGCUGUGUCUGAUAAAGUUCUCAGAUGUCGG
Molecule: messenger RNA, 1423 nt
Organism: Pongo pygmaeus (Bornean orangutan)
Lineage: Eukaryota; Metazoa; Chordata; Mammalia; Primates; Hominidae
Product: V-type proton ATPase 16 kDa proteolipid subunit c-like
Exons: 1
Coding region: 512-871 (119 amino acids)
Biological process (GO): proton transmembrane transport
Cellular component (GO): proton-transporting V-type ATPase, V0 domain
Molecular function (GO): proton-transporting ATPase activity, rotational mechanism
Source: RefSeq, a predicted model, not a curated record